AUGCCUUUUGGUGGGUUAGCAGGUUUGAAGGAACAGGUGCUUAAGCCUGGGAAGGAGGAAGUGAAGAACACAGUGGGGGACUCUCUAGGAAAACUGCAAAGGAAAAUCGAUGGUAGCAAUGUAGAAGAAGAGGACAACAUUGAACUGACGGAGGAUGGGCGUCCCGUGGCAUCAGCACCACUUCCUGCCCCACUGCUGGACUGUAGCUGUGGCGGUCUGCCCAAGCGGUACAUCAUCGCCAUCCUCAGCGGCCUUGGCUUCUGCAUCUCCUUCGGCAUCCGUUGCAACCUCGGUGUGGCCAUUGUGGAGAUGGUUAACAACAACACUGUCUAUAUCAAUGGGACACCUGUGCUUCAGAGAGCUCAGUUUAACUGGGAUCCAGAGACAGUGGGGCUGAUUCACGGCUCCUUCUUCUGGGGCUACACACACAGUAUGUUGACAUUUCAGUAUUUCUGCAGGGUGUUUGGGGCUGCUAUUUUCCUGACGUCAGUGCUCAAUAUGUUCAUCCCAUCAGCAGCGAGGGUGCACUACGGUUGUGUCAUGUUUGUUCGCAUCCUGCAGGGCUUAGUGGAGGGUGUCACCUACCCAGCAUGCCAUGGGAUGUGGUCCAAAUGGGCGCCACCUCUUGAGAGGAGUCGACUGGCCACAACGUCAUUCUGUGGAUCCUAUGCAGGAGCAGUGAUCGCCAUGCCUUUAGCUGGAGUGCUUGUUCAGUAUGUCGGAUGGCCUUCAGUCUUCUAUAUCUAUGGUGUUUUGGGGAUCCUAUGGUAUGUCAUGUGGCUCCUGCUGGCAUAUGGAAGUCCUGCUGAACAUCCCACGAUCACCGAGGAGGAGAGGAUAUACAUCGAGACCACCAUCGGUGAAACAAUGAAGCAAUUGAGUGCGACUGAGAAAUUCAAGACUCCGUGGCGUCGUUUCUUUACCUCCAUGCCCGUAUACGCCAUUAUCGUGGCCAACUUCUGCCGUAGCUGGACCUUCUACCUGCUCCUCAUCAGCCAGCCAGCGUAUUUUGAGGAAGUCUUUGGCUUCCCCAUCAGCAAGGUGGGCCUCCUGUCUGCUGUCCCCCACAUGGUGAUGACAAUUGUAGUACCUAUUGGAGGACAGCUGGCGGACUUCUUACGCAGUAACAAGAUCAUGUCUACCACCAAUGUGAGGAAACUCAUGAACUGUGGAGGAUUUGGUAUGGAGGCUACUCUGCUGUUGGUGGUUGGGUUUUCUCACACUCGAGGGGUCGCCAUCUCCUUCUUAGUUCUGGCUGUGGGGUUCAGUGGAUUCGCCAUCUCAGGUUUUAAUGUCAAUCAUUUGGAUAUUGCUCCUCGCUAUGCCAGCAUCCUGAUGGGCAUUUCUAACGGGGUGGGAACGCUAUCUGGAAUGGUGUGUCCUUUGAUUGUCGGAGCCUUGACUAAACACAAGACUCGCCUGGAGUGGCAGAAUGUCUUUGUUAUUGCGUCCAUGGUGCAUUACUCAGGGGUCAUCUUCUACGCUAUCUUUGCUUCGGGAGAUCAGCAGGAAUGGGCCAACCCUGAAAGCACCAGCGAGGAUAAAUGUGGCAUUCUUGAUGAGGACGAGCUGGCUGAAGAGUCUGAGCUCAACAGCGAGACCAUGAUUGCUCCCAAAAAGAGUUACGGAACCACAGACAAUUCAUCUGGUCGAAAACAGGGCUGGAAAAAGAAGAAAGGGGUGACCAUGCAAGAGGAGGAGGAACAUUAUGGGAAUGGCGACCACCAAGACAGGUACCAGUGA
Messenger RNA from Morone saxatilis (striped sea-bass), 1743 nucleotides. It is a transcript of the gene slc17a8, whose product is annotated as solute carrier family 17 member 8. The transcript is spliced from 12 exons. Gene Ontology annotation, cellular component: synaptic vesicle membrane; excitatory synapse. Gene Ontology annotation, molecular function: neurotransmitter transmembrane transporter activity; L-glutamate transmembrane transporter activity. Bases 1 to 1743 code for a protein of 580 amino acids. The record is from RefSeq and is a predicted model, not a curated record. Gene Ontology annotation, biological process: monoatomic anion transport; transmembrane transport; synaptic transmission, glutamatergic. Lineage: Eukaryota; Metazoa; Chordata; Actinopteri; Moronidae.